Aspergillus saccharolyticus JOP 1030-1 is the source of this 2338-nucleotide messenger RNA. Its product is annotated as putative AMP-binding enzyme. NCBI's taxonomy places the organism in Eukaryota, Fungi, Ascomycota, Eurotiomycetes, Eurotiales, Aspergillaceae. Gene Ontology annotation, molecular function: medium-chain fatty acid-CoA ligase activity. The coding region runs from base 257 to 2101 and encodes 614 amino acids. The transcript is spliced from 7 exons. The record is from RefSeq and is a predicted model, not a curated record. Gene Ontology annotation, biological process: fatty acid metabolic process.
CUUCUUCCUUCAUUCACUUCUUCUUUUCAAUUCUUUUCAUGGACUUGAUCUCAAAAGCUACAUUCUUGCUUCUCAGGUACCAUAUAUGUAUCACCUCUGUAGACUGCAAACCAAAUUCUAUCCUAAUCCGCACCAGCUCCCUUCCCCUGUACCACUGUCGCCCUUGAAGCAAGGGGUGAAGGGGGUUUUAAAACGCGACGUCUUCCACCGACCACAGACCUGACAUAGCGUCCCUCCAUCACGAGCUGUGUUGCCAAUGUAUCGCAUGAGGGUGCUCACCCGCAAUCACCCUUGGAGGUUGCAAUGUCUUCCAAGGGCCCACCAAUCAGCGGUUCGAGUUAGGCAACGCGGACUUCUGACUGAAAGCUAUGCCCGUGGCUCAUCAGAGCCUCCGUUGUUGGAACUGACGGUUGGCGACCACUUUACUAGGGUUGUCGAGCUACAUGGAGACCGUACAGCAGUGAUCUCCAAGCAUCAAGACGCAAGACUAACAUAUGCUGCCCUAGACGCCAGAAGCAAUGCGUUGGCGAGGGGCCUGGAGUCGAUCGGGGUACAGCGAGGAGACCGAGUCGGCGUCAUGCUGGGAAACUCUAUGGAAUACGCCAUCGUCACUUAUGCACUCUUCAAAUUAGGAGCGAUUCUAGUGCCGAUAAAUCCCUCAUUCAACAUCGCUCAGCUGGUAUCAGCUUUAAGCCAUCUCGAUACAAGCCAUCUGAUGGUCAGUGCGGAGUCUAACUUGCCGCGAAAACCUCCACGGAGCAAUGUGUCGCUUCUUGAGAGCAUCGUGGCGGAUCUUGCGAGCCCGAAGCUAGAAUCAGAACUCAUUCCAUCACUGAAGAAUAUCAUUGUCGUCGACAAUACUUCUGGUCGCUUUGAUGGCACGAGAUUGAAGGGACUGACGCCAUACUCCUCCCUAAUAUCUGAUGCUGCGUUUGAUGGGAGCUCCUUACCACCGCGGCACUUGUCGCCAGAUGACAUUAUAAACAUUCAAUUCACGUCCGGGACAACUGCAAUGCCCAAGGCCGCAUGCCUGACCCACCGCUCAAUCCUGAACAAUGGUUCUCAGAUAGGAGAUCGAAUGCGCCUCACCCCUCACGAUAUUGUUUGCUGCCCCCCGCCGCUCUUCCACUGCUUUGGUUCAGUGCUAGGGUACAUGGCAACGGCCACCCACGGUGCCGCCAUUGUGUUUCCCACGGAGGCCUUCAACGCUAAGGCUGCUCUUCAAGCAGUCCAAGAAGAACGAUGUACAGCCCUGUACGGGGUUCCCACAAUGUUUCUGGAGGAACUCAGUUUGCUCGAGAGCGGCGAAAUCCCGUCCGAAGGAUUCCAAUUCCUUCGGACUGGGAUUGCAGCCGGAAGCAGUAUUCCAGCCGAGUUGAUGAAGAAGCUUCACCGAGUCCUGAACCUUACCGAACUCACCAUUUGCUACGGAAUGACUGAGACUAGCCCGGUUUCCGCCAUGACCACAACCGACGACCCGAUUGACAAGCGCAUCCACACAGUUGGCACCCUGUUACCCCACGUGGAGGCCAAAGUGGUUGACCUUACCGACCACCGCAAGAUUGUGCCCGUGGAUGUCCGCGGGGAAUUGGCUGUCAGCGGUUACCUCCUAAUGAAGGGAUACUGGAAUGACCCUAAAAGAACAGCCGAGGUGAUGAUACCAGAUGAGAACGGCAAAGUCUGGAUGCAUACCGGUGACGAAGCAAUCAUCUCCCCGGACGGGUAUGUCACGAUCACGGGCCGUGUUAAGGACCUUAUCAUUCGCGGCGGAGAGAAUAUCCACCCAUUGGAGGUUGAAAACUGCCUUCUUGCCUACCCCGGAGUCUUGAAUGUGUCAGUCGUUGGGGUUCCAGACCCGAGAUAUGGCGAGGCUGUGGCUGCAUUCAUCAUACAUCGGAAUCCUCAAGAUGCGGAUGCUACGGAGGAGAAGGUCAGAGGCUUUGUCAAUGAGAAGCUAAGCAAUCAUCUUGUUCCAAAAUACGUCUUCUUCCUGCCUGCCGCAGACUCAUUUCCAAAAACUGCUAGUGGGAAAGUCCAGAAAUUCAAGCUUCGCGAGAUUGCGGUGGAGCUCCUGGAGGAGAGGAAGAAGCGUUUCGCUUGACGGCCUGACCCCUUCAACAACGGAACUUACACCAUUGUCUCGGUAACGGGGAGAUGUUUUAAUGUCUAGCAUUGGGUCCAGAUUGGAUUGAGCGUGAUCCGGAUAAUCAUGUACAUUGUAUGUACAAGUCUUCUCAAUACACUUGAGUGGCUGGCAAAUGGCCAAACGAACAACAAGCGGUUACUUGAAAGGGCCCUCUUGGUAACAGAUAUCUACAGCCGACAGUCCUUGAUCUCA